Molecule: messenger RNA, 558 nt
Organism: Durusdinium trenchii
Lineage: Eukaryota; Dinophyceae; Suessiales; Symbiodiniaceae
Source: the annotation of a GenBank genome assembly
AUGGGUAAGAUGCAGAGGGAAGCUUCUGCAUUGUUUGCAACCCACGAAGCAUACUACAGGGAAACCAAGCAAUAUGCGGACAUCAUGGUGAUCGAAAACGUUCCAGAGUAUUCACCAACCAUUCCCAAAAAGCACUUGGGGGCACACUGGCGCCAAGAAAGCGUCGUGAUUGAUCCCAGAAUUUUUGGGGCUGAGAACUUGAUGGAAUACCGGAAAGGCGGGAAGAAGGUUCUGUGCCCUGACCUGACACAAUAUGCUGCCAAUGGGCGUGGACGUGGAGAGCUAAAAUGCGGUAGCCUUCAAACAUUGACAACAAAUUCAGCUCGCAUAUUCCAUGAGGAGCACAAGCGCUUCCUGACAGGUCAUGAGAUGGUGAGUUCCCAGCUUUUGCCUGUAACUCCAGGUCAAGCCAGGAAAUGCGGAUCACCUAAGCUUGAACUCUCUUGUUUGAGCGAAAGGCAAAUCGCUCGGGCUGCUGGCAAUUCGAUGUCAGCAUCAUGCGUUGGUGCCAUUUUGCUUGCUGCUGUGCUAGCUUUGGACAUGAAACCCACUGCUUGA